UUUAUUCAUAAUGCACCCAGCCUCGGGUAGAGGCAGGCCCGCAACUGAACGAACUGUUUUAAAUAUAUUUGAUUUAUAUAUUUUCUGUGUUCUUCGUAACAAUUAUCUGCAAAAAUAUGAAAACACGCCAUUUCCUGGCAUGAAAUUAUUUGGUUUAGUCUAAUAUUAUUUUUUUUGAACAAACAUCAUGGUAAAAUGUUUAGAAGUUAUAUGAUAUCAAGUUAUAGUUGUCUAUAUAUGGAGCAACAAUUUCGUAUUAUAUUAAGUAUGUAACAAAAUCAACAUUUUUAAAGCGUAUAUGCGUAUCCAUUCAGCAGAGAAUUGUCAGGUUUAUUAGGUAUGGAAUCAAGUAGAGGAAAGGGAGUUUUAAACAAGCAGAAGAUUAAACAUACAGAGGAGAAACUUCAUGUAUGUGAAGUAUGUAAGAAGGCGUUUACUCAAAAGCGUAGUUUAAACAAGCAUAUGCUUGUUCAUACAGGAGAAAAAUCUCAUGUGUGCGAAGUGUGCAAGAAGCCUUUUUAUUGCAAGAGUAAUUUAAAACAGCAUAUGCUUAUUCACACAGGAGAGAAACCUCAUAUGUGUGAGGUAUGUAACAGGUCAUUUAGACGAACGAAUACUUUAAAAAGGCAUAAGAUUAUUCAUACAAGAAAGAAACUUAUAUGUACUAAUAAACAUAUAUGCGAAGUAUGUAAGAAGUUAUUUACACGUAAGGGUACUUUAAACCAGCAUAUGCUUGUUCACACAGGAGAGAGACCUCAUAUGUGUAAAUUAUGUAAGACGUCAUUUACUUCUAAAGGGAGUUUAAUUAAGCAUAUGCUCAUUCACACAGGAGAGAAACCUCAUGUGUGCAAAGUAUGCAAGAAAUCAUUUAGUCAAACAAGUAGUUUGAACCUGCAUAUGCUUAUUCAUACAGGAGUGAAACCUCAUAUGUGUGAAGUAUGUGGAAAGUCGUUCAGACAAAAAGUAUUUUUAAACAUGCAUAUGCGUAUUCACACAGGAGAGAAACCUCAUACAUGUGAAGUAUGUAAGGUGUCAUAUAGUCAAAAGAGUACUUUAAAUGAGCAUAUGCUUAUUCACACAGGAGAGAAACCUCAUACAUGUGAAGUAUGUAAGAAAUCCUUUAGUCAUAAAGGUACUUUAAACAUGCAUAUGCUCACUCACACAGGAGAGAAGCCUCAUAUAUGUGAAGUAUGUAAAACAUCAUUUAAGCUUAAGAGUAGUUUAAACAUGCAUAUGUUUAUCCACUCAGGAGAGAAACCUUAUGUAUGUGAAAUAUGUAAGAUGUCAUUUAAUCAAAAUUGUAAUUUAAAGUUGCAUAUGGCUAUUCAUACAGGAGAAAAAUCUCAUGUAUGUGAAGUUUGUAAGAAAUCAUUUAGUCAAAGGGGUCAUUUAAACAUGCAUGUGCUCAUUCACACAGGAGAGAAACCUCAUAUGUGUGAAGUAUGUAAGAAGUCAUUUAGUCAAAAGUGUAAUUUAAAAAUGCAUAUGCUUACUCAUACAGAAAAGAAACCUUGUAUGUGUGAAAUAUGUAAGAACUCAUUUAAUCAAAAGCGUAGUUUAUACCUGCAUAUGCGCAUUCACACAGCAGAGAAACCUUGUGUGUGAGGCAUACUAAACGAUGGUUUAAAUAUAGAUAUAUUUAAACAUAUUUAAUAUUCACUUAGUAAUCCCUCAAUUUAUGUAUGUAACAAGUCAUUUGGACAGAGGAGUAAUUUCAAGAAAUGUGUUGGUCUACACAAAAGAGAAACCUUCCGUCUUUUGAAAAGUGUUAGAUUAGUAACAACCGUUAUUUUCAAAUGCUCUAAAAAUUUCAUCAUACAGCAAAGGAACUCUAUGAGGUAUGGUCAAGGCUGGUUUAUUCACACUGGAUGGCAGAGUGUAGAAGUGGCAAAAUUCAUAGAAUUCAGGGAAGUAUUCAUUGGCAGAAUUCAGGAUUUGCAGAGAUUACGCUGAGUCGCAUAAACCUUACUACUGGCCAUUUGGCAGGUGUGUAAAUUGUUAUUUGACCAAAAUAAAUUGUGAACUAUUUGUUUUGGCAGAAAAUAAAUUUCAUUUAUGGAAGAUAAAUCUCUAAUGAAAGAGAUUUUAAACAGCCUAUGUGUAGACUCAUUGAAAAGUUCAAACUGUCUGACUGAGAAUCAAUUCUGGUGCUCUCUAAAAAGAAAAGGUUAAUUUGGAUUAUUGCCUGCAAAUUUUCCAGAUCGCUGGUAUUUUGUGAAAGCUGAUCUGAUUUAAGUUUAGUACAACAUGUAUGGUUUCAUAUUAUUCCCAAAUGAAGUUGGAUCUUUCAAAUCAUAUGCUUUCAUUCCAAACUUUAUAUUGAACUCAGCUUUACUCAGUUAUUGAUUUUGUGUCUUUAGGAUUUCUAGUUUCAUUAUAUUCCCAAAUCAAGUUGGAUGUUUAAGAUCAGCCAUAUGCUUUCAUUCCAAACUUUAUAUUGAACUCAGCUUUACUUUAUAUUGAACUCAGCUUUGUUGAUUUUGUGUCUUUAAGAUUUCUACUAAACAUGCAAAGGCUGUCUUCCCAAGAAGAAAGAUGCUUCUGUGUGGGACUGUGUAAUGAAAAACGACUUGUAUUCACUCUGGACAUGAGAACAGGGAUAAAAAUGAUUUGAUACCUUUCUAAAAUAUUAACAGGAGACAUUCCAUAGAUUGCUAUAUUUUCAUAGUUCAGUACACAACAAGGAGACAUCAAGUGAACUUUCUUCGAUAAAGAUUCUAAAUGAACUUCUAGAAAAGUUUUCAUUUAGAACUAAUUGUUUGUUAUGUGAAUUCGCCUGCUUUCAUUUUGUAACUGCUGACUUACUUCUACUGUAGCAUUAUAUUUUUGUAAUAAUGUAUGCUGUUGUCCGUCUUUGUAGUUUAUAAUAGGUUUUUAAAAAAAAAAAAAA
This is a messenger RNA of Stegodyphus dumicola, 2890 nucleotides long. RefSeq lists its product as uncharacterized. The record is from RefSeq and is a predicted model, not a curated record. Gene Ontology annotation, cellular component: nucleus. Gene Ontology annotation, biological process: regulation of transcription by RNA polymerase II. Gene Ontology annotation, molecular function: RNA polymerase II cis-regulatory region sequence-specific DNA binding; DNA-binding transcription activator activity, RNA polymerase II-specific. Lineage: Eukaryota; Metazoa; Arthropoda; Arachnida; Araneae; Eresidae.